Molecule: messenger RNA, 1954 nt
Organism: Dendronephthya gigantea
Lineage: Eukaryota; Metazoa; Cnidaria; Anthozoa; Malacalcyonacea; Nephtheidae
Exons: 2
Coding region: 168-1853 (561 amino acids)
Molecular function (GO): zinc ion binding; protein binding
Source: RefSeq, a predicted model, not a curated record
AAUCUCUCAUUAAGGCAGAGCUUUCUUAAAGUCGUUUAGUCGCUUAAAUUAUAGUUGCAGUGACUUUGAAGGCAAGUAGCCAUAUCCUGGUAAUCUUAACAAAGUUUUAUAUUCUACUGGUUCAAAAAUGUGAGCGACGAUCUUUGAACGCUAUUGAUUGUUUUGAAAUGGCGGCAUCGAAAUUUGUCUCGUACGACACAGGUUACGAUGAUGAACGCUUUGAACAGAUUGUCAGCCAGACCUUGCACUGUAUCAUUUGCACGAAUGUCAUCAAAGAUCCGGUCAUGUGCCGCCAUAAUGAACAUGUAUUUUGUCGUGGUUGUAUCACCAGACAUCUCAUGUACUCUCAGACAUGCCCGACAUGUAUGCAACCACUCACUAUCGAUACUUUGAAAGUGAAUCGUACCGUAGCGAACUUGCUUUCUGAACUUAAGAUCCGUUGUGAAUUCUUCAACCGUGGUUGUGAAAGAUUUAUUGAGCUGGACGCUCUUGAAAAGCAUGUUGCAGAGUGUGGGUUUGCUCCAGCAUUCUGCUCGAAUGAAGGUUGUGGACGGGAAGUCAACAAGCAAGAUUUACUUCAUCAUGAAACAGCUGUGUGUGAACAACGCAGAGUUAAAUGUCAUAGUUGUAAUGACAUAAAACGAGAGAUGGAUGUCUUCAAAGUCAACUUGGCAUCGAUUAAUGUGAAGUUGGAAAGAAAUGAGGCGAACAUGAAAACUGUUGAAGAAAAUGUGGUGUCCAAAGUGGAAAAGUUGGUUCAAGAACAACUAAAGAAGCAGGAAGAAAGCAAUCGACGGCUGGAAGAAAGCAAUCGUCGACUGGAAGAAAGCAAUUGUCGACUGGAAGAAAGCAAUCGUGGCCUGGAAGCGGACAAUUUUGAAGUGAAGAAAUGUUUGAAUGAGAUCACGAAGCAACUGAAGAAAGGAAUUCCAAAAGCUGAUGGAAAGGACAGGGAACCGAAAAUCAUUGUUGCUGGAGGUGGAGGAUUAAGAUCGGUGGAAAUGUUUAGUCUUGCGAGCGGAACCUGGACACUACUACAACCAAUGAGAGAAUGUCUCUCUGGAGCAACCUCGUUUAUUCACAACAAAAAUCUAUUUGUUUUGGGAUCUUCAUAUAAGACGUCGAUGAUACAGUUAUCACUGGACGAUGAUCAAGUUGAUCAGUCCAGAGCAAAGUGGGAAGUUGUUCCUGUUGAGUUAACUGGGGUUGGGCUACUGUUUGGACACUGCAGUGUUCUUUAUCAAGGACGGUUGAUAUUGAUUGCUGGUCAUGAUCUCAGAAUGAAUCCACAUUCCAAAUCAACUUCACCUUCCAAUAAAAUUAUUGAGAUCUCCCUUGUUCCACCUAACACCAGUAUAAAACUAUUGUCAAUCUUGCCACAGGACAGAUAUUCUCAUGGCGUCGCAAUGUUUGAUGACAAGAUUUUGAUAGUUGGAGGCGGACAACCCCUUUCGCAAUUAACCCUCAAAAGUGUUAUGAUAUAUGACAUCACUAAGAAUGAAUGUCAGGAGUUGGCUCCCCUCCCCUACCCCGUGAGUCAAAUGGCCACAGUCAAGUGGGGUGAAGACAACGUUAUCAUAAUGGGUGGUGUCGACAGUAACCACAAAGCAUUAAACGCAGUUUUAAUGUACAACAUCAAGACCCAGAAGAGUCACAUGCUACCUGACAUGAAGUACAGGAGGAAAGGAUGUGUGACUGCAGUUGUCAGAGACACCGUGAUCGUGAUGGGAGGCCAGGAUGAAAGAGGAAAUGCCUUGAAGUCUGUGGAAGGUUUUAGAUUUGACAGAUACAGCUGGGAAGAACUUCCAGAAAUGCACGAGGCAAGAUGGAUUGCUACAGCAGCUGUAUGGUAACAAACCGUGUAUUUUAUAUAUUGGAGCUGCCUUGUAAUUAACCAAUAAAUAACAUGUAAAUUAUAGAUAAAAGUGAUUCUUGUAGUCAUAGCAAGAUAAAG